CGCCCGAGAUCCCAAAGCUUCCCGGCGCCGGUUCUCGCCGCUCGCUCGGCUGAGAUGGCGGCUUUAGGUCGCCUUUCACGUUUGCUUAGUUCUACCGUCCACCGCUCUGGAGGCCUUGUGCGCGCCUUCUCCAUGUUGGCCGAGGUCGUCAAUGUUGCCGAUGUCUCCGAUCUGUAUCUGCCACGUGACGCCCAUUGCUACUACAUCUUUGGAAAGCAUGAGCCUCUGAAGUUAUCCUAUACCAGAGUGAUCAGCAUUUCAGAGUAUUUCAAGGAAGUGUCUUUGCUGGACAGGGCACGUAGGAACCGUUUCAUUGAAGAUAUUGACGAUGACCUCCCGUUCUUAACCCAUGAUAGGGUUUGCAAGCUACUGAGAUCUGGAUUACCCCCUUGUAUUUCAGAUUAAGACUUGUGGCUUAUCGAUUCUUGAGACCGAUUUCAUUGAAGAAAACCUUGGUGUGCUGCCUGAGUUGGAUUUACUGGUAUUCAGAUCACUGAACAUGAGUCGCUCUGAGUCUGAAAUAGAUAAUUGCUACAAACCAUUCGUGAAGCUCUUCAAGGCUCUUGAGGGUAAGUAUGUUGUAAGGGAUGCAAUCUUCAAGCUACCCAAGUCACUUGAUCUGCAUUUGAAGUAUCUUGAGUUGCCUAUUGUCAAGGAUUAUCGUGUGAUAUAUGGUCGAACCCUCUUCCCGAAGCUUUUGAUCUCUAUAAUGUACUGCGAAGUGCAUCGACUUUUGAGGGAGCAGUGCCCGGCACGUGGACAGAGUGCUGCAGCCAAUGCAAUCAUGGUGACGAUUGAAGAGAAAAUCUUUGACUUCAUGAAGUCAUGCAGUACAAAUGUUAUGCUAAUUAGCUAUUCUGGUGCUCAUGGUGAGAGGGCAAAUAAGCAAAUUGUGUGCAGUGAAGAUGGAGGAGAUGAGGCGCUGACAUCUGAAGUUAGUAAUGUCACUAAAGAUCUCAAAGCGUCGAAUGUCCCACUGAAAGUUAGAAAUUUUAUGGGCAACAAGAAGCUCAGUGUUGAGGGCAAAAGAACUACCGCAGAAGGAAACAUUGAGAUUAUUUCAGGAGAUGAGCUGACAGCUACUCUCUUGGACGUUGUGAAUACUAUUCAGUGCAUUACUACUGGAUAUGAUCAGAUUCGUUUAGCAAAGAAAAAAUUGAUGUCACACGUCAAACAGAUGAGGAUGUGCUAGAUUCGGCUUCUUAAGCUGCUACAAGAGAAAGGUAUGCACAAAGAUCUGGAUAUUGAUCUUGAGGGCCCAAAGAAUGCCUCUGUGAAGUUAAAAGUUGUGAAUGCUUC
Zea mays is the source of this 1299-nucleotide messenger RNA. RefSeq lists its product as uncharacterized. The record is from RefSeq and is a predicted model, not a curated record. Bases 500 to 1192 code for a protein of 230 amino acids. NCBI's taxonomy places the organism in Eukaryota, Viridiplantae, Streptophyta, Magnoliopsida, Poales, Poaceae. The transcript is spliced from 2 exons.